This is a messenger RNA of Phycomyces blakesleeanus NRRL 1555(-), 1557 nucleotides long. RefSeq lists its product as hypothetical. The record is from RefSeq and is a predicted model, not a curated record. Lineage: Eukaryota; Fungi; Mucoromycota; Mucoromycetes; Mucorales; Phycomycetaceae. Bases 1 to 1557 code for a protein of 518 amino acids. The transcript is spliced from 6 exons.
AUGCCUUCCAAUAGCAGCAGAAAAACAGACCGUAAAGGAAAAGGAAAAGCAUCUGCAAGUAUAUCUACCUCUGCAAACCGUGUUUUGGCUGGCCGUGUUGGACCUCAAGAAAUUGCCCCCAGUUUCUCAUCCACAACUAUCCAAGAUCAGCGAUACGCGGAAAUUGUUGAAAUGUUUAACAAAGUAAACAACAAUAUCAAUGGUGUCAAGGAUGACAUUGCUGCUGUCAAUAGCAACAUGGCAGCCUUUAAAAACAGGAUGGGCGUUGUUGUUGACACGUCUGGAAAGACACAUAUGGCAUUUGCAGACUUUGCAACUGCCUAUGCCAACAAUCAGACUCGUAUGGCUAGUCUAGGACCAUCUCUGAUGCCAUCCUAUGUCCCCCAGACCUCCCUCAGUGAUGCCGAGGUUUCUGUCAUUAUCUUGGAAAUCUUCGCGGAAAAGUUGUGGGACUGGAAGUUCGAGUCUGACGACCCUGCUCUUGUUGCUGAGAACGAGAGUAAGAAGAAGUGGAACUUGAACGAGAAGAUUAACCACUGCGAUAACGUAGCUGUUAUCAACUACUUGAAGAGCUACAUUAGCGCCCAGACUCGUCUAGCUGGUACUCACCCACGGGUGAUAAGUGAUAAAAUAAAGAACAGGUACAAGCACAGUCAUCGUACUUUUCACGAGUCUCCUGAGCAGAAGGCCAAGAAAAACAGCAAGGGGAGAGCAAACAGUCGUACUCUUCAGACACAUAUGGCAUUUGCAGACUUUGCAACUGCCUAUGCCAACGAUCAGACUCGUAUGGCUAGUCUAGAACCAUCUCUGAUGCCAUCCUAUGUCCCCCAGACCUCCCUCAGUGAUGCUGAGGUUUCUGUCAUUAUCUCGGAAAUCUUUGUGGAAAAGUUGUGGGACUGGAAGUUCGAGUCUGACAACCCUGCUCUUGUUGCUGAGAACGAGAGUAAGAAGAAGUGGAACUUGAACGAGAAGAUUAACCACCGCAAUAACGUAGCUGUUAUCAACUACUUGAAGAGCUACAUUAGCGCCCAGACUCGUCUAGCUGGUACUCACCCACGGGUGAUAAGUGAUAAAAUAAAAAACAGGUACAAGCACAGUCAUCGUACUUUUCACGAGUCUCCUGAGCAGAAGGCCAAGAAAAACAGCAAGGGGAGAGCAAACAGUCGUACUCUUCAGAUGUCUAUCCGACGCAAGUCGACAUACAUGGACAACUGGGUAGCCAUUGAUGCUGCAAUGGGAUAUAAGACUGGAAACCCUGUUGAGAAGGCCUAUCUCAAACUCUUUCAGAAGGAUGCCAUGUCUGAUGGUGAGUCGGAUAUUGAGAUUGUGGACAAUCUUCCACGACGGUGUUUGCAUGUGGCUCGCCCCACUUGGAGAAGUGAAGAGUUCAACAGAUUGUUGACAAUGGUUGACGACAUUGAUCGUACCCAUCACGUGUUAAAUGCGGGCGUGGGAACAAAGCCAAGAAUGAACAGAUAUCCAGCAACAUUGUUGCCUUGCUCUGUUCCUGCCACUCUGUCCCAGUCAUUGCCUCGUUGGGCAAUCAACGAUGAAUAA